This is a messenger RNA of Schistocerca americana (American grasshopper), 2160 nucleotides long. It is a transcript of the gene Kat60, whose product is annotated as katanin p60 ATPase-containing subunit A-like 1. Gene Ontology annotation, molecular function: ATP hydrolysis activity; ATP binding; microtubule severing ATPase activity. The transcript is spliced from 12 exons. The record is from RefSeq and is a predicted model, not a curated record. Gene Ontology annotation, cellular component: microtubule cytoskeleton. Bases 271 to 1911 code for a protein of 546 amino acids. Gene Ontology annotation, biological process: microtubule severing. Lineage: Eukaryota; Metazoa; Arthropoda; Insecta; Orthoptera; Acrididae.
UCGACUGGCACGUAAACGCUGCACUUGUAGACAUUUGUUUGAGUUUUGUUGCUUGUGUAGGUGAAACUUAGUAGUCGAUGAUUCUGCGUAAACUCCCUAGGUGUUUUGGACUUGGGUCAACAUAAAUCAAGUUUGUGCCUUUAUUUAUUGUAUACACACAAAUACCCAUUGGUAUUACUGUCAUCUAAGUACCAGUAGUAGUGAACAAGGUGGAUAUGUUUUGGAAAUGUUCGACUGAAUAACAGCGUCGCUUGCAUAUUGCCUCUAUUGAUGUAUGUCAGCAGAUUAUCAGCAGAUAUGUCAUCAAUGCUUGAUGAGCUUCAACGAAAUCUUACAUUAGCUCGUGAAGAGGCUAUGUUAGGGAAGUACGAGUCCUCAGAUUUAUAUUAUCAGUUUACACUUAGAUUAAUACCAAAAAUUAAGGCAACUAUAACAGAUCAGUUCCAGAAGGACAGGUGGUCACAGCAUGAGCUUGAAAUUAUUGCUGAAUAUGACUAUAUCAAGAGCCUGGAUAAAAUACUGACACUCAUCAAAUAUGGGACACAGGGUGACCACCCACUUUCUAUUAGACCACGUUAUCUCCAGGAUAUGCUUUCUACCAAUGAAUCAGAACCAUAUCUGUUGCGUUCUACUUCCGAUGAUGGACGAAACUGGCCACUUUCCUUGAGAAAGGAUCCUGACGUGUGGCCACCACCACCACCAAGAGAUCCUGAUGUGUGGCCAUCACCAACUCCUGUUGAGCAUAAAAUGCCACAGUCAACAAAAAAUAUCAGAAAUGCAAAGAAAGACACUGGCCGACCUACAGCACGAAGUAGCAAAGCUAAUAUUAAUACUGGCAGUAGUAGUACUUUGUCAAGAAAACCUGAUACUAAAGGUGUGAAAAAAGAUGAAAAAACGAAAGUGGGGAAGAAGGACGAAAAGAAAAUCGAAAAUAAGGAAAAGGGUGAUAAUGAGAAGGAAGCACCAGUAGAAGAAGAAAGGAAGUUUGAAAGUAGUGGUUAUGAUAGAGAUCUUGUGGAAAUGCUUGAGCAUGAUAUUUUGCAGAAAAAUCCUAAUAUCCAUUGGGAUGAUAUCGCAGAUCUUGCUGAAGCCAAAAGGUUAUUAGAGGAAGCAGUAGUAUUACCAAUGUGGAUGCCAGAUUUUUUCAAGGGAAUCAGACGGCCGUGGAAAGGAGUUCUUAUGGUUGGACCUCCUGGAACAGGCAAGACAAUGCUAGCCAAAGCUGUUGCAACAGAAUGUUGUACAACAUUUUUCAAUGUAUCAUCUUCAACUCUCACAUCAAAAUACAGAGGCGAAUCAGAAAAACUAGUGCGACUCUUGUUUGAAAUGGCUCGCUUUUAUGCACCAAGCACAAUAUUUAUAGAUGAAAUAGAUUCAUUGUGUUCAAGAAGGGGAUCAGAAUCAGAACAUGAGGCAUCACGCCGUGUGAAAUCAGAACUUUUGGUGCAGAUGGACGGCAUAAGUUCAAACAGUGAUGAGCCAGGAAAAAUAGUUAUGGUACUUGCUGCCACAAAUUUUCCGUGGGAUAUUGAUGAAGCUCUAAGACGAAGACUUGAAAAACGUAUUUACAUUCCUUUACCUACACUUGAAGGUCGUGAGGCAUUAUUGAGGAUCAAUUUGCGAGAAGUGAAACUUGACCCUGAUGUGAAUCUCAAGGAGAUUGCUGAUCAGCUUGAUGGCUAUUGUGGAGCAGAUAUUACAAAUGUUUGCCGUGAUGCAUCAAUGAUGUCAAUGAGACGCAAAAUUGCAGGGUUACGGCCAGACCAAAUUAAGCAAUUGCCUAAAGAAGAACUAGACCUCCCUGUAACAAUGCAAGAUUUCCAGGAAGCAUUAGCGAGAUGUCAUAAAAGUGUCUCCAAAGAAGAUAUUAAGAAGUUUGAGAAAUGGAUGGAUGAGUUUGGUUCCACAUGAUGGAAACUCAUGUAACCUUGUUUGGCUACAGAAUAAUUGGUGAUGUACAUCUUCUGUAACAUAACUAUUCUGUCAAUGGGUUUGAGUGCCAAUUGCCAAUAUCUGAGAGGUGUUCUGCAUUACAAGUUAAAUGUAACCACAUUAAUAAAACAACUUAAGGAUGCAUCUGUUCCAACACAUACAAUAAUGUUUCAGUAAAUGUUAAAUUUGUCAGCUGCAAAAUUUGAAAUAAAUUUAUUUUAUGAUUAA